UCAAUCAAAAGCAGUAGCAUUGACAUCAUUACAUAAUAUCAUUUUUUUAUUUUAUUUUUCAUCUUUUAAUUCCUUCAAAGGCACUUACAGUAUCAUUCAGGACCCGAUUAGCGGAACAAAUUCAUAAACCCGAAGAUGAAUACAAAGCAGUGAUUGAACAUUGGACAGCUCAUUCACAGAAGGAUGCUCUAAGUCGUCAGCGGACACGGGCUCUAAAGGAACGACUGGCAGCAGCGAUCAAACACAAAGAUUUAGGUUGGAUCCAAAAGGAACAAGAGCGGCUAGAAUUGGAGGCUAACGGGACUGCGGAUGACUAUUUCUACAUUAUUCAAGCAUGGAUCAAAUGUGGCGAACUUAAACGAGCCACCAUGACGUUUGAAAAGAUGGAGGCCAUGCCAAGUAUUCCAAUGACUUCGCGAAUAUUGGCAGCUAUGACAAGGGCACAUGCUCGAGCAGGAACAGGGGCAGGAGCAGAAGCAGGCAGCUUGGCAAUUGCAGGGACGAUGGUUCAAAAGAUGAAGGAUUUAAACUUGCAACCGACCUCGAUAUAUGACGCUAGUGCAGUCUUGGAGUAUUAUAUCAAAAUGGCACCAGCCUUGACAUCAUCUUUAUCAGAAUCAGUCUCAAUAACAACCUCAGUAACAGCAACGCGGGAGUCCGAUCCAAAUCAUCAGCAAGUGGAGGCAGUCUGGAAGACAAUAGAGCCUCAGGUACGACUGACAAUCUCAACAGCCGCCAACAACAAUGCCUCUUACUCUUACAGGAUUUAUCUACUGUAUUUGGUCGGUCGAGCCCAUGAUCUAGAACGAGCUGCAGAACUGAUCGACACCAUGACGAGCCGAAAUGUGUCUCCUGAGCUUGAAAAGUAUCCCAAGACAGCUGUGAAUGUGAUUCAACAAUUAUGUCAACAUGGUUACUUGACAGAGGUUCAACAAUUGUUGGAUCAAAAGGAGGCAGCUUUAGCCAAAGUGCUCCCACAGUUGACAUGGAGUCAUUUAAUGGAGGCUUGUAUGGCUCGAGGAGAGGAUCAAAAAGCGAGAUGGGUAUAUAAUGAUAUGAUUCGGUAUGGAAUUCAACCGAACAGUCGAUGUAAAAAGCUAUUUUCGGAUCUGCAAGUAAAAGGGGGCACAGUAGAUCGAGGAAGGCCUGAUGUAGCGGGGAUAUCGUUAGGAUCGGGAUCAGGCAUUGAAUCAACAGCAACAAGGAAGUCUGAUGCAGAAAUUCUGAACAUUCUGUUCAAUCGACAGUCAAAACCUGCGCUAUCAUGAAAGCGUUUCUUUUCCUCCGCCUGCACUCUCAUUAUCUCUUUCUUUUAUAUAUUUUUUAUACACAUUACUUAUCUAGAUCCUUUAUUAUCUUUUUAACAUCUGGAUGGGGGCACAAAUCGCGAUUGUGCACUCUCUCCCUUUCCUUUGUUUGUACUUUUAAGAAAUAAACAAGUAAAAAAAAUGGGG
Lobosporangium transversale is the source of this 1454-nucleotide messenger RNA. RefSeq lists its product as hypothetical. The record is from RefSeq and is a predicted model, not a curated record. Gene Ontology annotation, molecular function: protein binding. The transcript has a single exon. Bases 369 to 1268 code for a protein of 299 amino acids. Lineage: Eukaryota; Fungi; Mortierellomycota; Mortierellomycetes; Mortierellales; Mortierellaceae.